Messenger RNA from Dacryopinax primogenitus, 1359 nucleotides. RefSeq lists its product as uncharacterized. The record is from RefSeq and is a predicted model, not a curated record. The coding region runs from base 1 to 1359 and encodes 452 amino acids. Lineage: Eukaryota; Fungi; Basidiomycota; Dacrymycetes; Dacrymycetales; Dacrymycetaceae. The transcript is spliced from 5 exons.
AUGGCUAGCACGAACGGCUCAGAGCCGAUCCUUGUGCCCCUUCCUGCCGAGCCUCAAGGGCAAUACGAGACGCCGCCCACCGUAGAGGCCCCAACACCCUACAUAAUCCCCAUCUCUGCCCCUGCUGAGCCCAUCGUCAUCCCCGUCCCUUUCGAUCAACCCGCCAACCCAGACCCACCCGCUCGCAACCUCGUACUCUGCAUCGACGGAUCAGGGAACCACUACGGUCCCUCGGACAGCAACACCAACGUGGUCAAGUUCUUCCGCAUCCUGGUAGAACAGACCGGGGCGCAGGUAUGCUACUACCAGCCGGGGAUAGGCGCCGGAGAAGCGAACGGCGUCAACAGUCUGGGCGUGGCCAUCCAGAAGAGGGUCGAUUUCGCUAUUGGGACACAUCUGGAAGUACAGGUCACAGACGCGUAUAAGUGGCUUAUGAACGCCUACCAAGACGGGGAUAAGAUCUACAUGUUCGGGUUUUCAAGGGGGUCCUAUAUCUGCCGUGCGCUAGCUGGGAUGCUCCAGCGUGUCGGACUCCUCGGUGCAGGGAACUUCCAUAACGUCCCCUUCGCCUACCGCAUAUUCUCCAAGCCCCGUACGCCCGCGAACGACCAUAUCGCCCACGGAUUCAAGACCACAUUCUCCCGCUCCGUGCACGUAGAGUUCAUCGGAGUAUGGGACACUGUCUCGAGUGUCGGGCUUCUCGUCCCGCAAACACUACCCUUCACGUCCGGAAACACCCAUAUCAAGAAGUUCAGGCAUGCUGUCAGCAUCGACGAGCGCAGAGUGCGAUUCCAGGACAACCUCUGGUCCGGCAGUAUAGCCGAAGAAGAACAGGUCAACGAGCACGACGGGCACGUCUCGGUCCAAGGCAGGCACAGCACAGUUGAAACAGACAUCCUCGAAGUCUGGUUCGCCGGCACGCACUCUGAUGUCGGCGGUGGCUGGGGGGACGACGCCUCCCCCAGCCCAGCUGCGCAGGGACCGUGUACGAUGUCCGUCCUCCCCCUGCGGUGGAUGGCGCGAGAAGCGCAGGCCUCCGGAGUGCUGCUCGACCCCGAGUCGCUCGCUUCUCUCCUCCCUUCCCCUAUGUGCACUCAAGACCCUUACAGCGCCUGCUCGACACUGCACAACACCCUCCCCUGGGGCAGUAUUUGGUGGGUCCUGGAAGCGCUCCCCGCUCUACUGGCGACGCGCCGGAGCACGGACGCGAAGGCCGUCUAUGGGUGGGGGAUCCAUUGGGGUCGGGCGAGAAGGAUUCCGGAGGGAGCAAAGGUGCACUGGAGUGUGCAGGUUAGAAGCGAUAGGAUGGGGUAUGUCCCUGCUGGGGGUUGGCCGGAGAGGUUCGACUGGGUGGACUGA